Molecule: messenger RNA, 735 nt
Organism: Chenopodium quinoa (quinoa)
Lineage: Eukaryota; Viridiplantae; Streptophyta; Magnoliopsida; Caryophyllales; Amaranthaceae
Product: protein FAR1-RELATED SEQUENCE 5-like
Exons: 2
Coding region: 1-735 (244 amino acids)
Biological process (GO): regulation of DNA-templated transcription
Source: RefSeq, a predicted model, not a curated record
AUGAAAGGCGCCACACACAGAUGGUGUAUUUGGCACAUCCUGCAAAAAUUUUCAACAAGGUUAGGAAAGCAUUCUAACUACCCCGAGUUGAAGGAAGACCUUGAUAGUGUUGUGUAUGAUAGUUUGGAUUGUGAAGAGUUCGAAAGACGGUGGCCAGAAGUGAUCAAGAAACACAAAGUUGAAACGGACUACUGGCUGGAAGGCCUGUUUAUCGAACGUCAUAUAUGGGUACCUGCGUUCGUGAAGCAUAUGUUUUGGGUCGGCAUGAGAACAACCCAGAGGAUUGAGAGUAUACAUAGCUUUUUUUAUGGUUAUUUAAGGAAGCACACACUGCUUAGUGAAUUUGUGGAGAGAUAUUGUGAAGCGUUGGAGGUUAGAGCUAUUAGUGAGAAACGAGCCGAUGAUAAUAAUUCUAGAUUUGUUAGGCAACCCACGACAGCGUUCCCUGCCGAGUCUGUUUUACGGAAAAUCUACACAGAUGCCAAAUUUAAAGAGGUACAAAGGGAGUGCAGUAGGAUGCUAUAUGUGACCAAUUUGGACAAGAGGCAAAUAUCUGAUACACUGAAUGAACACUCACUUGAGGAUUAUGUUUGGUACAAACCAAAGAACUCAAGGAAAGAAGUACCGUCGAAGAGGAAAUGGGUGUACACAAGGUUACGUGCAAUAGCAGCACCAAAGAAGCAAAUUGUGAAUGCAGGUACUUUGACUGCCAUGGCAUCAUCUGUCGGCAUAUGA